Rhododendron vialii is the source of this 3353-nucleotide messenger RNA. RefSeq names its product fumarate hydratase 1, mitochondrial-like. Gene Ontology annotation, molecular function: fumarate hydratase activity. NCBI's taxonomy places the organism in Eukaryota, Viridiplantae, Streptophyta, Magnoliopsida, Ericales, Ericaceae. The transcript has 18 exons. The record is from RefSeq and is a predicted model, not a curated record. Gene Ontology annotation, cellular component: mitochondrion; tricarboxylic acid cycle heteromeric enzyme complex. Gene Ontology annotation, biological process: tricarboxylic acid cycle; fumarate metabolic process; malate metabolic process. The coding region runs from base 252 to 1721 and encodes 489 amino acids.
AAUUUAAUUUUCCCCAACAAAAAGUAUGGGCAAUCCAACAAUAAGAAAUUGUGACAAAAGUGGUGCACUAAUUUUCCUUCCACGUUAGGAAAGUUCCUGAGAGAGAGCCGCCACCGUUGGCCGCUCAACUGAAACAACGCAAAAUCUUUGAUUUGACCUAAACCUCUCCCUCCGUUGGAGCUCGUCGACCGCACUUCUUCUCACUUUUUCACUCACUUCACAAGGACUAGACUUGAGAGAUAGCAAAAGGCAUGGCGAUCUUCAUUGCAUCUCGUCGCCUCUCGACCACGUCCUUGUUGCGCUUCAGUGCUUGCUGGAGAUCGUUUUCGACUUCUUUCAGGGAAGAAAGAGACACGUUUGGACCGAUCAGUGUUCCUUCUGAUAAAUUGUGGGGGGCUCAAACUCAAAGAUCGUUACAGAAUUUUGAGAUUGGUGGUGACCGGGAACGAAUGCCUGAGCCAAUUGUUCGUGCUUUUGGCAUCCUUAAGAAAUGUGCUGCCAAGGUCAACAUGGAAUAUGGUCUUGAUCCAUCCAUAGGGAAAGCAAUUAUGCAAGCAGCUCAAGAGGUGGCUGAAGGAAAGCUAAAUGACCAUUUUCCACUGGUUGUGUGGCAGACUGGUAGUGGAACCCAAAGUAAUAUGAAUGCCAAUGAGGUUAUUGCAAAUAGAGCAGCUGAAAUUCUUGGCCAUCAACGAGGUGAGAAAUUUGUGCAUCCAAAUGACCACGUAAACAGAUCACAAUCUUCUAAUGACACAUUCCCAACGGUGAUGCACAUCGCUGCUGCAAUGGAAAUAAAUUCGAGAUUAAUACCAAAGAUGAAACAUUUGCAGGCUUCACUACAUUCCAAGUCAGUGGAGUUCAAAGAUAUCAUAAAAAUUGGGCGUACUCACACUCAAGAUGCAACACCUUUGACUUUGGGGCAAGAGUUUAGUGGCUACACCACACAAGUGAAAUAUGGAAUUGACCGAGUCCUGUGCACCCUUCCUCGCAUGUAUCAGCUUGCGCAGGGCGGUACUGCUGUAGGGACUGGAUUGAACACCAAAAAAGGGUUUGAUGUAAAGAUUGCUGCGGCAGUAGCUGAAGAAACAAACUUGCCAUUUGUCACAGCAGAAAACAAAUUUGAAGCACUGGCUGCACAUGAUGCUUUUGUUGAAACUAGUGGAGCCUUGAACACAAUUGCUGCUUCCCUGAUGAAGAUUGCAAAUGACAUACGGUUGUUAGGAAGUGGUCCGCGCUGUGGCCUUGGUGAACUCAUUCUUCCUGAAAAUGAGCCUGGCAGCAGUAUUAUGCCUGGGAAAGUGAACCCUACCCAGUGCGAGGCCCUUACUAUGGUUUGUGCUCAGGUCAUGGGAAACCAUGUUGCCGUUACAGUGGGAGGAUCAAAUGGCCAUUUUGAGUUGAAUGUUUUCAAGCCUAUGAUUGCUAACGCUCUUCUACAUUCGGUGAGAUUGAUAGGGGAUGCAUCUGCUUCUUUCGAAAAGAAUUGUGUAAGGGGAAUUCAAGCCAAUAGGGAAAGGAUUUUAAAAUUACUGCAUGAGUCGCUCAUGCUCGUCACAUCUUUAAACCCUAAAAUUGGUUACGACAAUGCUGCAGCAGUUGCCAAGAAAGCCCACAAGGAGGGAAGCACUCUGAAGGAAGCUGCACUAAAACUUGGAGUACUGAGCGGUGAGGAGUUCGACAAACUUGUAGUUCCAGAGAAAAUGUUAGGUCCCUCAGACUAACUAGCAUGAUAUGCUUUCAGAGUUUGUGAUGAUCCCUAGUCCCCCAAAUAGUUUUCAUGAGGUAUCGUUUCUGCACCAUUUUCCUCUAUCUGGUGCUGUAGGUAAUAAUGAUCCAAUGUCCUGGGAAAACUCUAUUCUUGAGGUUUUUCCCUGCUUAGCUUGUCUUUUGGAUCUUUUUAAUGACAUGGCUGCUCAUUUGGGUUAAUAUUGAGAUAGCCUCCCACAUUUUUAUGUAGAAACAGUGGAGGAAAUUAUUUGGAAGAGGUCCAUAGAAAACUAUUCUUAUAAAAUCCUUUGAGAACUUCUCCUUUUGUUUACCUAUGCUUCAUUGCUGCACGUGUAAACAACUUAUAUACGCAAUGGAGAUGCAUUUUUUGAACUCCUUGAACACUACGAAGCCACAAUGUAGGAGACUUGACCAUCUACAACUAGUCCAAUAAUAGAUGUACCUCCAAACAUCAAGGAAAAACACAUUUCACUUGUAUUUCCACAAGGAAAAUGAUUUUUCCGUAUACAAAGGAGAUGUGUUCCCAAAUUUCUUCGUGAACAACCCCGAUUCUAGACAUCCCUGCAUAUUAUCCUAUGUACAUUGUCUUCAACACACAAGCCGAUGUUGAAAUUCAUGCGACAACCUUGCAGUUGACAUGCAGUGGGUCCCACAUAGCCGGAAGAAGGAACUUUCGGCCAUUGACACCAUAAGCAUUAUAACUUGCCUUGCUCAUUUUAUCCACCUUCAAGUCACCCGGAUACCCCGGAUAAGCUCCGUCACCAAAAAUCCCUGGACAUGCCGUGAUGGCCUCCAGUGGUGCCAAGGCAUCGCCUUGAAAGUAACCAGACUUAAAUGGGUUGGUGGCGGCUCCAGCAAGAAUCGUCGCGACGUUGAUAAUAAUCCCAUCAGACCCGAUCCCAUUAGGUGCCACAAGGGCCUGGCCUGGCGGGCCAUAAGCAGGAAUCGCAUAUGGCCAUGAACACAGCCCAGGGCACUGCACAUGGGGGUCUCCAACAUGUGCAUAGACGACUCUCCUCUUUGCCAAUGUCAUGAUUCCUCCAUGAAAACCGCAUGAAUCCAUGCAGAAUCGGUCUACAGUCACAUCUUUAGAAGUCAAAACCAGAUAUAUCCCACGAGGAUCAUAAGGUAAUUUUCCUGUGUCUAUCUUGUUUUUUACACAGUUGUGUAUUUGGGCGCGCUUGAUAUGCUUCCCAAGUGAGUAUUUUACAUCACCGAGCUGUUUGGUUAGUUUGACUGUUCCGGAGACUGGGUUUCCGGACUUGUCCUUGUAGGAUAGAAUCGUAUUCCACCACGUCAAAACGGUGGAAUUGAUUCCCCUAGGAGGGGCAAAGGAAGCAAAGAAAUCGGUGAUGGGUGUUCUGUCUUUUUUGUAGAAGGUUCCGUACCAGAUCAGAUAGAUAUUGAUGCUGCUUGGUCCAGUCAGGAGCGGACCACCAUGGUAAUUCAGUACGGUGGAAUCAGUGGAUGGUGGUACUAAAGAAGAAGGGUGGUUGAGAUUAUGGUUGAGCCCCUGUGAAAAGGGGGUUAUAGCCAAGGCAAUAGCCAUGGCCAGUGGAAGAAGAAUAAGAAGAGACUUCAAGCGCAUUUUGGCUAGUCUUUGGUUUAGGUUGAUUUUUGUUUGU